Molecule: messenger RNA, 2535 nt
Organism: Lactuca saligna
Lineage: Eukaryota; Viridiplantae; Streptophyta; Magnoliopsida; Asterales; Asteraceae
Source: the annotation of a GenBank genome assembly
GCGGAAGGAGCCAAAAAGUUGACCCGACUACUUUUGAAGAAAAAGGGUGAAACGCCAAAGCACCUCUGCUACUAAAACCCUCCAAUCACUCGCUAGAUUCGUGUAUAAUCAAAUCGACAGACACGUGAUCGAAAAAGAUGGCCGGCAGGUGUCCUCCGAUACCUCUCCGGCCGACACGUAACGUCGGUGGUUUGCUGUUUAUCACUCUCCUGCACUCCACUCUGUUUUUGUUUUGUAGCAGUUCUUCAAUUCCAGACUGCCGUCUAUCUUCAGCUGGAGCCUCUGCGAAUAGCCCAAUAUGGUGAGUACCUAUAAUAAAAUAGGAAAAAUGUUGUUUCAAAAAGCUCCAAGUCUAUCUAGAACCAUUUUAUCCAGUGCAAGUCCUGAGUUAUCUAUCCAAGACAAAAAAUUCAAAAACACAGAUGAUGCUUCAUGCCUUAAACGUGGUUUUAGUAUGUUGGAUGCAGAGUUCUUCAAUGACAACAAGAUGCUUGAAACCGAGAAGGGUGCCAAAGAGCUCAACAUUCCUAUAAUUAAAGCCAAUAGGAAAAUAGUUGCUACCACCAAUGGUGGAUUGCACUACCCUUCUUCAUUGGUUUUCAAUUCCAAAUGGGAACACGAAGAAACACAAGAUGAUGCUAAAAAAUUCAGUUAUCCUUCGGUUUCUGGUGUCAUGAAGCCUGAAAAUGAAGAAGAUAUCGCCUUCAUGACUAUUCUUGAACUUGGACAUCUUAUAAGAACGAAACAAGUCACCUCAGAGGAGCUCGUCCGGGUUUUUCUUAAGAGGCUUAAAAGGUAUAAUCCAGUGUUAGAAGCAGUGGUGACCAUCACCGAGGAUCUUGCCUACAAACAGGCAAAGGAAGCUGAUGAACUACUCGCACAAGGCAUAGACUUAGGUCCACUUCAUGGGAUACCAUAUGGGCUAAAGGACAUCAUCUCGGUUCCUGAAUAUAAAACCACUUGGGGUUCAACCACAUUCAAAAAUCAAGUCCUUGACAUUGAGGCUUGGGUGUACAAGAGAUUGAAGGCAGCAGGUGCGGUUCUUGUUGGGAAACUGGUGACAGGGUCAUUAGCAUACGACGAUAUCUGGUUCGGUGGUCGAACCAGAAACCCAUGGAACAUUGAGGAGUUCACCACCGGUUCAUCGGCUGGACCCGCUGCCUGCACUGCAGCCGGCAUGGUUCCAUUUGCAAUCGGGUCUGAGACGGCCGGUUCCAUAACUUACCCUGCGGCUCGGUGCGGUGUGACCGCAUUGAGACCGACUUUCGGUGCAGUCGGUCGAACCGGUGUCAUGAGUGUGUCCGAGAGCCUGGACAAACUUGGCCCAUUUUGUAGAAGUGCAGUUGAUUGUGCGAUUGUUCUAGAUGCUAUUCGGGGUAAAGAUCCUGAUGACGGGUCGUCAAGAAAGAUCUUUCUUGAUGACCCGUUUUCUGUAGACAUCACGAAACUUACCGUUGGAUAUCUAGAGGAUGCUGAGAUGGAGGUGGUGGAUGUGCUAAAAUCAAAAGGAGUGAAGAUGGUAGCGUUUAAUCUGAGCUAUAGUGUUGAAUCUGCUCAAGGGAUCUUAAAUUUCACAAUGGAUGUGGACAUGCUUGCUCACUUUGACAAGUGGCAACGAUCUGGUGAAGAUGAGGAGUACGAGGCCCAGGAUCAAUGGCCCACAGAGCUUAGCCGUACACGCAUAAUACCAGCUGUCGAUUACAUACAGUCGCAAAGGGCACGUGGGAAGUUGAUUGGAGAAGUAAAGGAGAGUUUCAGGGUGGAUGCAUUCGUAGGAAAUGCGACUGAUUGGGAGAAAGUCUGUGUUGGUAAUCUUGUUGGGAUGCCGGUUAUGGUUGUUCCAGUUGGUUUUCAGAAGAUUCCGGAUCCACCAAGUAAUGAUACCCGAAGAAGAAGCACUGUCACAACUGGCAUCUAUGCUCCACCCGAUCAUGACCACAUUGCACUGGCGUUGACAAUGGCAUACCAAACUGUUACCAAUCAUCAUAAACAACGACCACCUAUAGACAAUCUUGGUCCCGAUGAUGUCAUCCCAAAUCCACCCAAGGCAAUGAUACCUCCCAGGAUACUCAAAGCUUAAUCAAUCAUAUACUUUAUGAUUCUCUUCCAUUGCUGGUCUAUUUGAUCUUCCUUAGGUGUAUGUGUGCAUCUGCAUCUAAUGUAAAAGUGAAUGUAUUCGCUAAAUGAAUAGAAAGCUUCAAAUUUUUGGUCUACUUUUAGUUCAUGAUCUUGUUGCACAACUUUCCACAUCUUCAUGCAUGCCAGUAUCUUCCACGUGAUCUUUUAUUUUCUGAUUUUGAAUCCAGUCAUCUUGUGGGGAUAAUGAUGUUUGUAUGGACUAUAUGGAUAAAACCUUAUUUACAUAAGGUUUGUUUGAAUGAGACUAACAUUUAGUUUCAGAGUCUUAUAUAAAAAGAGAAGUGAAAUGAAGUGGAUGGAACCGGGAAGAAAUGAGAAAAAGUAGAUAUUCUUUUGAGUUUUUUAAUGGAAUGAACUGGAAACAAGAGAAAGGAUUUGGAGAGAAAGAAAUUGGAC